Schistosoma haematobium is the source of this 9622-nucleotide messenger RNA. Its product is annotated as Long-chain-fatty-acid--CoA ligase 6. Gene Ontology annotation, molecular function: long-chain fatty acid-CoA ligase activity. Gene Ontology annotation, cellular component: endoplasmic reticulum; membrane. The transcript has 11 exons. Lineage: Eukaryota; Metazoa; Platyhelminthes; Trematoda; Strigeidida; Schistosomatidae. The record is from RefSeq and is a predicted model, not a curated record. Bases 172 to 843 code for a protein of 223 amino acids.
GGCUUGAAGGUCAUAAACAACGAGCAGACAAACUAGCUAAUUAGAUUUCGGGUUGAACACUUGCCACUAUAAAGAAGCGUGGUUUUCACUUGAGAAGACAGUACUUUGAUGAAAGAUAGUCAUUGUUUAUUCAAAUAAUACUUUCAAUCCACAGACGUUAUUAUUUCGAGAAUGUCUGAAAAUAGAUCAAGCUUCCCAAAAGCCUAUUUGAAACUUUUUAAGUCAAAUGCACCAGAAAAUCUCGUCAGUGUACAUCUAAAUCAGCAGUCAGUAAUAUGUGAUCCAAAAACUGGUGCACGAAAAUCCCCAUUUGUUUCGAAGUUCGUGGACAAAAUUCCAGUGAAAACAAUGAAAGAUGUUUUUGAAUAUGGCUUAAAUACUUCAAGGUUUUAUCCAUGUCUAAGAAUACGACUCCCUUCCAAAAAUAAAUACUCAUGGCUCAUUUACAAUGAGGUAGAUAAAAAAAUAAAAGCUAUUGGGACAGCUCUUGUGAAAACUGUGAGACAAAGACGUAAUGCUGAAAACUUUGUGGGAAUCUAUGGACCAAACUCACCGGAGUGGGUUAUUAUGCAACAUGCAUGCGCUGCAUAUGGUUAUACUAUUGUGCCCAUCUAUCCUACAUUUAGUAAUGAAGCAAUACAACAUAUUUUAUCUCAAACACAAGUGAAUUGUAUGCUGUGUAAUUCAGGAACUGAAGCUCUUCAUCUGCUGGACAAGUUCGAAUCUUCUCUUGAAUAUUUAAUCAUUGUUUCAUAUGAUGUUAAAGUUGAAGAAGUUAAGUCUCAUCACGGCUCAAAAGUCUCUGUGUACUUGUUUGAGGAUUUCCUGAAGUUAUGUUCAUGACUAUAUGCGUUCAUUAUCCAAAGGUUGCCUUUAGUAUAAACAACCAACAUUGUAGUUGAAAAAUAUAGAUCUUGCCGAAACUAGGAUCAUUUUAUCAACACUCUAUCGUCAUAUAAUGUUUCAGGAACUGGGAAUGAAUAAACUUUUACCAAAGAAAGAUCCAUUGCCAUCUGACCUCUACAUGGUUUGCUAUACUAGUGGAAGCACCGGAUUACCUAAAGGAGUUAUGGUUAACCAUGAACAGAUUGUGGAUGCUGUAUUUUCCAUACUAGAAGCUUCAGAAAACAAGGUAAACCUUUACCAUUUAUGCUUCAUUGGAGUUCAAGAGCGAACAUGUAUCACAUAAAUUUUCCAACCCUUAUAUAGGUAAAAAAUAUAUCUUAACGGUGAACGUAAUUUAUUGUAACCAUACAGCAACAUAUUUCUAUUGUCUCAAUCUAAAUCGUUAUCUUUUACUCCUAUUUUUUACAUUAGAUUUAUAUCACUGACAGCUGGGACCAUUAAACUUUUAUGUAAGAGACUACCUUCGUAUUUUUUGAAGCCUUUACAACCUUAAAAAGAAACGUGACGAGCGUUUUUAUUUUUGUCUAAAAUUUUCGUACUAUUUAGGUACGAGUUAACUUAUAUGGUUUGGUAUUUAUUUAAUGGAUGACUGUUCGUUUUGUUGUUUCUCCUAGCUCAUCAAAUCCAAUUCAAGUCAUCUUUCAUAUCUCCCAUUGGCGCAUAUGAUGGAACAAAUACUCUCGGUAAGCUAUCUUAUUUACGCUUCGUUAAUUGCAGACAUUAUUAUUAUGCGUUUUUGUAUAUUAACGGUCAAGUACAUCAAUUGUAUGUCGUAAUUAUAAAUUUUUUCUUCCUACGAACUGUAUAAAAAAAAUCAACAAAUGAACUGAUGGAAAUUGAUUAUCUUGAUAAUUUUGUUCAGAACUGUAUCUUCACAACCAUCAGUAAAGCUAAACAAUCUACUAUUAAUAGGAAUUUUCGUAUGUUAGGCUAAAUUUGAGAAACUUUUUCACAGGUAAACCGCUAGAGUUUUUUUGUGAAGAGAAACGUCAUGCAUUCUGAUUUCCAAAGCAAGAAAUGGUGGCGAUUAGUUAACCCUCUUAUGAGGUCAUAGGUUCACAUUUCUAAGUAAUUUUGAACUCGUCCAUCCAGUGAUUCUUAGUUGUCAUUGAUUAUUCAGGUGAUACCUUCCUGUGAUGUAAACUAUAAAGUAAACAAAACUACAGAUACUGUUUGUCGAAUUAAAAGAUAAGUUUUCAUAUAACAGAAAGGAUUUUAUGGCCACUAUGCUAAGUGAAUCUUUGAUAUAGCAUGUGCUUGAUAAUUUAAGACUAUUCUUGUUUGUUGGGCCUAAACAGUUUUCUUUAAAUUCGAAUAUUGUGAGUCAAUAUUAAUUUUCUAAUAAUCAAUGACGCCUUUUUUAAGUAGAGUAAUCCCGACUACAAUCAUCUCAUACAGCUUGAAAGCAACUCUCUUACGACAAGAACUAAUGCUUCUUUAAGUAUGUUUUAGUAAUUUUCUGUAGAUUUUAAAACAAUUAUUUAAAGUUUUGGAACAAAACAUAUGUUGGGGCAAAUCACUGGUUUACUUUGUUUACAAUCUUUACUUUUUUAUCGUUUCAUUGAGCAAUUUUAUCGACAUAUUUUUCUUCUCGAACGAUUGUCUCACUUUCUUGUAGUCCUAUUAUAUUAUGAUGGGAGCCCGUCUGGGAUUUCUAACUGAUUCUAUUGAUAAUUUGGUGGUAGACGCACAAGCUUUGAAACCAGGUGUGAUAACAGCAGUUCCACGAAUACUUUCUAGUAUUUACACUAAAUAUCAGAAAUCAUUGGAUGAUUCCAAAAUCAAAAGACAACUUUACAAUCGGAUUGUGAAGAUUAAAAUGGUUGAACAAAAACGGUAUACGGUUUUACUUUAAAACUUCACUGACUAACAUUUCAUAGCGUUAAAAAAGAAUCCGUAGCAUUUUUCACAGUCCAAUGUGUAUCAAGGCACACUGAGUGAUUUGAGACGUUAAAGCAUAGAGCCAAACGAAAUAGUUCUUAUAUGGUAUUGGUUCGAAAUACAACGAUUAACUACAUUUGGAAACAUUCGAAGCAAAAGCGAUAAGUAGUAUGAGAUUUUUCUGUUUAGUGUAUAAAAAAAUUGGACAUAAAUUAACUGAUUUCUGAUUAACUAAGACACAAACAAAGGAGUCAAAAUUGUAUCAAUCUUAUUUAGGAACUAUGCAUUGGAUCUGUAUUACGAAGCAAAGAAAUGUAAUGGAAGAACGAAAAUUUUCAAGGACUAUUAAAACUCAAGAACCCGUGAAUUUUCUCCAAUACAACUAAAUUUCAGUCUUAGUCCUCCAAAUCCCUUUGUUUUUAUAGGUCACAUCGGUUUGGCUGGUUUACGAUAAGUCUGCCAUAAAUCACUCAAAUCUAAACAUUAGUUUAUGUCUAAAGGUUUGCAUCCCGUCAUUUAGUAUAUAAAGUUUUCUGUUUUAUUGAAAUCGUUGAGAAUCGCAUGUUAAACUAGAUGAAACAUUCAAUAUAAGUUUAACUAAGAAGCCUUUUUUGGACUUAUCAGAUAAAUACAAUUAUUAAAGUGGCCAAAAAUGAAUGAAUAUUUAGGUCUUUUGAAUAAGACAUAGCUCUGCUAAUUGUAUUAAAGACUAUUGCCACUGUUUUAGGUCAGCGAAUUACCUGCGUAGAUACUAGCUUCGUUUGACAAAAAUGUAGUAAUUGAAACGUAGAAGCAGCUGAACUUUUUUAUCUAGUUUAUAUAGAUGCUUUUUUAAUAACAAAUUCAAAAUAAAGAUUUCACUAUAUUAAACCUUUAACGAGUAAUUUAUUAUUUCUGUUCAUUUUAGUGGAAAAUUCUAUCAUAAUAGUAUCUUGGAUACGUUAUGCUUUAAGAAACUUAGGAAGUUAUUAGGCGGACGUGUAUAUUGUGUUGUCAGCGGAGGCGCUCCAUUACCAACGGAGAUAUCAAAGUUUGUACAUGCUGCAUUUGGCUUGGUAAGCUAGUUUCUGUUCUCUCUGUUGUUGGAAUGCUUCCCAAAAAUGCAAUCGCUCAUGUAUAUAUGUAUGCAAUUACUGGAACAUUUUUAUUGGCGAUAAUUUGCAUUUUUGUAAUAAUUUACUCAUUGAUUAUCAGUCUUCAGUACAAAUAGGAACUUCUAUUACUUUAGCUGACACUCACUUAACCGACCAUUUUCAUGCAUUUACCUCCAUGAGGAAAGAAAAAAACUAUAACGUUCAAAAUACUUCCAAAUUCACCUACAGACCUAACUUAACACAUGAAAUCAAAUUAAUCAUAUCGAAACAAUAAAAGGAAGGGAUUACCUAAACUUAACUUAAGAUUUAAGUGUACAACAAUAUUCAAACUUUCCUAUUUUCAUCAUUAAAUUUAAACAAGUGGCGAAAAUCUUAUUAGGUUUGAAAAUCAUUUUAUUGUCAACUGUAUUGUGAGCAAAUUAUUUAAUGAUUUAUUCAUUCUAGAAGAAGAGGCUGCUGAUUUAAAAUAUAGUGUGCUUUGUUUAUAAAUUAUUAAUGAAGCUAACUACAUACCAACUGGUUUCAGAAUAAAAAUACUAAGAUUGAAGUUUUUUGUAAAGAAACAAUUCAGCGGCAAUAGUUAUCAGAGACUUUAUGAGAUGUUAUUUCUCAUGGUUGAAGGACACGUUUUUAUUUUUUUUUAUUAGCUUAUUUCAUUGCUUAUUAUCAAUUAAAUGAAAUUAUUCCAUGGUUUCUCUUAUUUUUUCCAAUCUAAUGAUGAACUUUCAAUUCGAAUGUUUGUUUCAUAUUUUUCCUACAAAAGCUUGCUGAGGGGUAUGGAUCAACAGAAACAAUGGGGAGUAUAACUAUUACUUUACUUGGAGAGUACCGUCUAGGUACCGUAGGUUCUGUCGCACAUGGUGUAGAAGUGAAACUUGUUGAUGUAAAAGAUCUGGGUUUAGAUGCACUGCGAGAUCAAAGAGGAGAAGUAAGAUACAAGUAAUGGUUAAAAUUAUGUAAUAUGCAUCCUUUAACAUCUCGGUUCCAGUAAACUUUGACUAUAGUAUAUAACUGAUUACAGUGAAUAGGUUUUAUUCAUAGCUAGCAGUCAAAAUCAAGAGAAAACAUUCAUGAACUUAUCAACGGCUACAUUUUCUUAGAUUACAUUUAUGUAGAAUAAAAAUACGUUCACGAUUGUGACCUUGUGAAUAUAUAGAUCCGUUUAUUAGUACUUGACAAAUCUAGCCAAUAAUCGGACUUGAAUGUUUUAUUUAACUUCAUAAUGUAACUAAUCUAUUAUAAAUAGAUAUAACAGAUAUUGUUAUCAUUAUUUGGAUCUUGUAGCUUCUUUUUAGAAAGAUUGAUCAGUUCUAUAGUUGGUGGUUAUCACCGGCUGACACUGGCUAGAAAAUUAAUUACAACCUAGAAGUAAUAAUCAGCUUCUUCAUCCAAUUUUAAACUGUAGAUCAUUACCCGAUUGAUGGUUCAACGUUUUGUAGUAAGAAAAAGCCAUUCUCAUGAGAGAUAUCAUAUCAGGAUUUUUUCAUCUGAUAACAAUUCAAGAUAGAAAUCGAAUACAAAUAUUUCGGGAUUUUUUUCAGUCUCGCUUCCUUAAAAAACCUACAAGUUAUUUUCAAAAUUACUUGUAGAUCUGCGUGAAAGGCAAACGAUGCACAAAAGGCUAUUACAAAGAACCAGAAAAAUCCGCCGAACUUAUUGACAAUGAAGGAUGGUUACAUACUGGGGAUAUCGGUGAAUGGACACUAGAGGGUUCGUUGAAAAUUGUGGACCGUCUAAAAAGCAUAUUCAAAUUGGCUCAAGGUGAAUACGUUGCACCGGAAAAAGUGGAAAUGGUUUAUAAAUGCUGUAAAUUAGUAAGCCAAAUUUUUGUGGACGGUAAUAGUAAACAAAAUUACCCUGUUGCUAUCGUGGUUCCCGAUUUUACCGAGUUACGUUCUUGUUUAAACAACGCAGGAGUACUACAUUGCUCAAAACUUUCGGAUCAUGAACUUUCCCAGAACAAAGUUGUAAAUAAAUUUGUCCUAGAACGGAUGAAUGCUGUCGCUGAUGAAAAUAUGCUGAAAAGUUUUGAAAAGGUAUGAAUGACGUUUUGCUACAAACUUUACGAAAGAUAUGCCGUAAAACAAGUAUUUUACUCUAUUUCAUAUAUUUCGGUAAAUGUAAAACAGUAAUUCUGCUACACAAUUUAAUUUUAAGCAAGUUGGUUGGUGAAGCUGUGAACUUGUAUUAAGAGAAACGAAUGAAAUAUUUUUCACUUAUAUGGAUUUACUGUCUGCUAAACCAAAUAGAAAUUCAUAAUUUCAUUGGUUACUUUUAAGCGUAUCUAACUCUUGUCGAUUGUUUUUACAAUUUUGACUUAUCCUAGAUUUGCAUAUCACCAUUUGAUUUUGUACUAAUUCUUAAACUUAUUCCUUUGAACAACGCGAUAAUAAAAUUUUUAGUACGAAAUAAUCAUCGGAUGUGAUUAAUGUCGUGCAUGCGUACCGGUAGAUAAACCAGAAUGAAGAAUUCGAAUGCGAAUGUUAAUUUCAUUUUGUUUGUGCUAAUUUGGUAUGACAAAUAUGGGAUAACGCAUACUUUUGCCAGGCUCUACGUUGAUUAUGCUUUACGGCACGCAAGAUCUUUUCAUACUUCUUGUCAGUCUAUGCGCUUAAGUGGACUCCAGUGCAGCGCUUAAUUUGAUGAAAUCGUUGACUAUCUAGUGUGAUCACUGACGUUUAUAACACUACUUCCACAUCUUUCAGAGAUUCUAUGUUUUAUUUGUACAUAGGUCAAUUUUCCAAAAUACGUGUAUACAAAAGAAAAUUGACCCAAAAAACUUUUAUUUAUAUUUUUAAAUAUCUCCAAAUACAACAGUAGUUGGUUACUUGUGUAGUCGUACGAAAAAAGUUUAUCGAAGUAGGUUUUCUGAACAGUAGAUUUUAGAUCAUUUUGUUAUGAGUAAAAUAAUAGGUGAUACAUCUGAAUUUAUUCUUAAUUUCUCAAUUAUUUUACGUAAAUGAUAAACAAUUCAACAGCUUACCCAUUUUGUAUGAAUCAACAGUCAUAUUUCUUUGAUCCAUGUUUUCCAAAUUCUUUUAUUUUCGACAGGUUCAGGCCAUUUAUUUGACAGAUCAGGCAUUUAACUCUGAUAAUGGGUUGCUAACUCCAACGAUGAAAUUAGCACGUAUCAAAGCUCGAAGUUACUUUUCAAAGAUAAUAGAUAGUUUAUACCCUCAAUCUUAGACUGUCCUUACCUCUUCUUCGAAUUAAACUGUGUAGUAUUUAACUUUCGAUACCAUUUAUAAAUGAAAUAAGUGUGUUUUGCGCCGGUAUUUUUUCAUGGGUGCUAUAAGGCGGACUGUAAUACUUUUGAACAUAGCUAUUGUUCUAUGUUAGCCUUAUGGUUAUAGCAUUAUCUGGCUAACAAUAUUUGUUGUGUUGAUUUUAAUAAUUCAAACUCAUAUUUUUCAUAUUCUGUUUUAUUAAACCCAUAAAGACAAAUGAAUUGCAGUUUUUGUAUUCAUAUUUUUUUUUACUUCCCCUUACCUUUGUUUAGAGGGUUUCACAGGUUAUCAUCGUGUUAAUGUUACCUUAGAACCGAAUAACUACUUUUGGAGCACUGGAAAGAUAUAAAUAAUCUUUGAUAUUUUAAAAUAGACUUUUUCAUUGGUUUCUAGACAUGAACAAUGGCACACUUUUGGUUUGUUGUCACUUUAUGGUCUGUAUAAUGUCUCAUACAAAAUACAUUUUCGGCCAAAAGUUUCCAGAAUGCAUCUAAGUAUUCCUGAUGGAUUUAACAACUGCGGAAUGAUGAUAAAUCGAAUCAAACCGUGAAAGCCCUAAAUUAUUGACGUUAAUAUCUGUCAAUGUACCUUAUUCUUUAAACGUUCAUAAAAAACGGUAAACGUUACUUAGUUGCUACCACCUUUUAUAGUCGUAAGCUUUACCGGAUGAAAUGGGAAACACAUAUUUGUUCCUCUACCUAAAUCUUUUUCUGAAGAAACUAUAGUUUAAUUGAGUUUUCCCUUUCAAGUUACCUAAAUAGAAAUAUAGGCAUGAAAUAGACUUUAUUGUCAAAUCUCUUUCUUAUCCGCUUAGUGCGAUGUUUUCUGGACAGCACUCUCAUUCUUGAAAUCCAAGUCAAAUAAAAAUGUAUGGCUAAUAGACCUCUAAGUUACAAGCUUCAAUUUACUAAGUCAUUGUAUUCAGUAACGUUUUCGAAUCAGCAUAAUUUCCAGUAUUAUUAUGAAGGUAUUCACAUAUUAGAAAGUGGGUAAAAUAUAAACAAGCAUAGAAAAAUAUAUAUCAACAAUAUUGACUCUCCGUCUGGUGCUGAUUCUUAGUGAAAACUAACUUGAAAUUCAAUAGUCGUGACGGGCCUACAAAAUUAUCAUCAUAAAGCUUGCAGUCCAGUGAGGCAUAAAAAGAUAUUCCAAGAAGAAUAAAUGAAGAAUAUUUCUCUGAAAUACAAAGGCUCAUGAUAAACGAGGGUUGUGCAGUAAGGAAAUGCAGGGAACAUCUUUCCCGUUGCAGGUCAGUAAACACCAUGAUGUUAUGUGGGUCACCACGAUGACUUGAAAACACCAAUCAUAAACCUAAUAGAACUUUUCGUAUUGUAGGUAAUUGGGCUAAUAUAAGAGUAAGCAAUAGAUGGCAUGCUAAGGGUUUAGAGAUUCAUUUAUUCUCUUUUCCAGCAGUCACUCUAUGAUUAUGAUUCGUUUCAACUAUAUAAAUCACACUUUAUGCUAUGUUUCCCAACUGCCCUUUUUUCUCACGUUCUAGAAUCUAUUACUCUACUGAACGUUGUAUACGAUUAACUCUGUCCGUCACAAAACUAUCUAACAUUUUGCUUUUUUCCUUUCAUUUCUACUCUUUGAAUCAUUAUUUAUGUUUAUUUCAGUAAUUUACCCUUGAUAACUUAUGUGCGAGGGAUUCAACUUGUUCUGUUGACCUUUCUCUCAUUUAAACCAUACAGGUCGAUCAACAUUAUGCUAUCAAGAGUAUUCACCUAAGCUACAAAUCUGUAUUUCAGUCUCGGUUGUAAAUUUAUGUGGACACUAUAGCAAAAAAACGUUUUCUGUUAAAGAUGUAUGUGCUAAACGACUGGACUACAGGUUUUACAGAUGUCAGAUACAUUGCUAUAAGAAACAGCGCCUCUAUUUGUCAGUCAAAUUGUCUCUCUAUUAGUCAUUUAGAAAUUUUUAAGUACUAAUAUCAUCCGCAUAAAAUCACGUUAUCGAUCUGACAUAUUGAGUAUUUUUACAUAAAACGUUGAUGGCUAAACUUAUCAUAUAUACCCUGUGCGGAUGAUACAUCGAUAAGAUACAACAAGAAAAAAAGAGAAAAGGUUCGGCGAGCCCUGUUCGCACAAGUUAGUGAUGUUGGAUCUUAGCUGUGAAUCGAGUUCAUCAAGUCUCGUGUUAACACACAUUGUAGCUCAGUUUGGUAAGAAUACUUUUUUACAUCUAUGACUUAUGGAGAACAACAAGAUGUUCCAAACAGCCACUUCCUUGUAUGACCAACAAAUCGAAACUUUCAUAGCUUGAUAUGUCAUAUGACUACAUAUCCAGUAAUUAGGACCUAAAUCUGUAUGAUAGAAACGGACUGAAAGUUACACAAAAUUAAUCAUAUUCAGACAAUUCAUAAAUUUUUGUGCGCACCCAGUAUUUUAAUUUAUAGAUUCAUAGGGUGAAAAUGAGCUGAUAUUCAACUAUGAUGGGAUGAUAGUGUGGUGUUUGGUUAGCACAGAAAUUACAUUAAAUCGUCGACUAUCAAAAUAUGAAACAAAUAUACUGAUA